AUGGCCAUCAUUCUGAGUCUUCCAGAUGAGCUUUUGGCUCCUAUACUGCACGACUCUGUACCUCAAGAUUGUGCCCAUCGUGUAGCGCCACUGGCCCUUGUUUGCCGACGCUUCCAUCGCAUUACUACACCGCUUCUUUAUCGCGACAUCGAUAUUCAAUGCAAUGGUGCCUGCGGGCCACAUCGAGAUGUUCGUAGAACCAAGCUACUUCAUCACACGUUUCGCUCGAAUCAGUCAUUGCGGCAACAUUGCCAGAGUCUUGUCAUUAAGUUUGGGCCGAAUUCAUGGGACUCAAUGGAACCUAUCGAUGGGGACGACUCCACCCCCAAUCUGGCCUAUAUCGCCGUGGACUUUGUCAAGUGGCUCUAUAAUACUGCGGAGCUUCGUAUCAGCCUUGUGUCAUUUUAUGACGACACGUGGUACGAGACUUUCAGGACGUCAACGCCAUCGGAUCUGUCCGUGUUGUAUAGUCAGGCCCCCAAGUCCCUAACGCGUCUCAAGCAUCUCCAGAUAGGUCAAGAAAAUGUGCCUAUGCACUUGCCUACUCUAUUUGGAAGUCUAGAGUGUUUGGAUAGUAGCGCAUGUCUACGAAUUCUGGAUCUCACUGGCGUGUCUCAAAUUGGAACUGAACAAGAUUGGAAGCGACUGAAGGCUAAGGCGGGCACUGCUCCAUUCACAGAGCUCAAGUUGCGCCAUUUCACCCAAAGCGCAACUGCUCUUGAAGCGCUCGUGAUGUGGCCGGUCAGGUUGGAAGCAUUUCAUUUCUCGAUGCCAAGGUCCGACUACUACAGUGGUGACUUUGCAUUAACGAGAUACGACUUGGGUAUAAUGAAGACGAUAUUAUCGCAUCAAAAAGCCUCGUUGAGCCAUAUAAACAUUCAUGAGCUCCUAACAAAGUCUGGCGUGGAGGACUUUAAUCUUUCUGGGUUUCAUCAAUUGCAUACCCUGUGUAUGUCACGCGAUUUAACAGGCAUUGAUACCAGUGACGUGGCCAAUCUUCUUGCGCCCAACCUGCUGAUAUUUCGCUGGGAUAUGAGACUCGAAGAUCAGCAGUGUUGUAGGGGUCUAGAUGGAUUUUCUCAACCUCAAGAAGAGUGGAUAAGAGCGUUCGCUAAAUCUUCUAUGGAGCGCAAGACUUCUCUCAAGCAGAUUCAGAUCAAUUUCUACCCAGAGAGCUGGUUUCGUGCAGACAUUGAUAAGGACUAUCAAUAUCCAUGGGAUCGAAUGGAGAGACUUGCCGGGGAAUUUGAGCCUCAUGGUAUCAGUGUGGUAUACAACCCCCCUAAUAUCACUAAGGAGGAAUUCCAGAGUACCAAGGAAAAAUGUUUAAACUUUAGAGCUUUCUUUGCCGGAAGAGGGACUACUUGGUAA
This is a messenger RNA of Clonostachys rhizophaga, 1371 nucleotides long. The record is from the annotation of a GenBank genome assembly. Lineage: Eukaryota; Fungi; Ascomycota; Sordariomycetes; Hypocreales; Bionectriaceae.